UCUGUUGUUUAAUACAAAAGACCAGGAAAUAAAACGCAAGAAAGUACGUGUUCUAAGUAAUAUUGUACCAUUCAUUGACACGCACCUAAAGAACAAUAAUGAAACCAAAUUAACACAAACAACAAAACGGGAAAAGAAAAGGAACUGAUUCGCAAGUAACCAUUCAUGAUACAUCUUCUGACCGCGCAGUAUGAGUAUCAUUGUUAACUGGGAUGAAACAUUAGUUUAAAAUGUUUUAAACUUGGAACAAACAGGUCUUUCAUAGUGAGAGUGAAGGUGAAAACGUGGGCUGAUUUAUAACAGGUUGAGUUUUUAUAAACAGAAGUACAUCAAAAAAGAUUCCAUUGUUGAAAAAUAUACAAAUACUGAAACACAAUUACUACACACAAGUAAGUGGCCAUGUGGGUGUUCCAUGUGAAUCGGUGAUGUUGAAUCCGUUCCCGACCGGACUUCUCCGUGAGGUUUCCGAACAUACCAAUGAACAACAUUACAAGACAAUUACGUAACAGCUGAGCUCCGCGAGGAGGGUAAUUUGAAUUUGUUAUAAGUAAAAUCAAAAAUGAUCCGAAAUAUCAGCGGAACUAUCGCUCCUGUAAACUAUUCGGAAUCUUUAAAAGACUCAAAGAACCCAUGGUCCACGUUUUCUCCCUAUAUCGAUGUUGGAUCUUUGGAAAAAGUGCUUACUUUGGCACGAAAGAAGGGGCAGUUGCCACAGGAGCUGGGAGAAGAUCGUUACAAUGAAAUAAAGAAAAGAGUGAGGGAAACAUCCAAGUCAGUACAGUUGAUUGAACAACUGGAGAAUCUGAGCAGUCUCCAAACUUCGUUGAGUAAAGUAAAAGAAAAAAUUUGCGAGCAUCAUUUGGAACAGGAAACCAAAGACUUGACAGAUCCAAACAGCUUAGAUGAAAAGAUUAAAAAGUUAGAGGAUCUGGCACGCCAUUUUUCUGCCAAUGUUGACAAGAAGGAAGAGCUUGUCAACAGGCUGCAACAACCAUUUGUCGGAGACUAUAUUAACAUUGAUGCUGAAUACCAAAAGUAUUUGGUAGAUGCGAUUUCACAACUUUCAGACAUCCUUACUAAUGUAACAACUUAUGUGGACAAUUUGACGUGGAACUGCACCUUCACUUGGGAAGACAGCACAUUGGAGAAAAUCCUCGGUGGAAUGUCGUCGACAUUGGCUCAAAUGCAAAGCUUUUUUCAAGCAUCGUUUCAACAAAGAAACCUUAUGUCAAAAAGACUUGGAGAAACUCGAAAAUUACACGACUGAAUAUAUAUUUACGUAGAUGCUUCUUCCUUCUAUUUAAGACAAUAUAACGCAAAAAAGAUGGCGACAUCUUGGCAAUAUUUUGAUGCGGAAUUUAAGAGCCUCGACUGCACGAUUGCACGUUGAUCACAGAUAUUUAUUUAUUGAUAAACGUUUAUUAUUUUUAUUCAGUACCGAAUCAGAAAUUCAAUUGUGACGCGAUUCUAAACACACAUGUAAUUCAUUGUGCGAUCAACUCGGCCCUUUUCAAGACGCAUGCAUUGGCUGCAAAGCUCCCGACACAGUACGACUGAAUAAUCUUCAGUGCGGUGUUUAGGACUAAGUUUAGGGUUAAGGGUUUAAGGUUAUGUACGAGGUAAAGUUAAUGUCGAAUUGGUGAGUGGGCCGGGUUGACCGUAGUUCUGAAAUUCACGGUAUUCUAUGAUAAUAGCUUUGCAAUAAAGUCGAAACAGGGAAGGGGGGGGGGGGCAUAGAGAUUAUAAGAGAUUUGACUUAACUCAAAUUCAUUUGUUGCUUUGGUAGCAGAGCCGUCCCGAUUUUGUAGCCCCUAAUUGCAAAAUCCGGUGUAUGAUAAUAAUAAUAAUUUAAAUACUAAGUAAAAAGUGAAUUGCUUUCCAAAGAAAUCGGUCGGGAUCAACUGAAUAUAUGAUCUAACCCCCCGUUUCAGAAUUGAAUUUCUGAUUCGAUUUUUGAUUUAACAGAUUCACUAAUUAUUUAGCACGUAGUUUUAAACCAUUACGGAGAGGCAAACGUUUUAAUAAAGAAAUGCUACAA
Messenger RNA from Xenia sp. Carnegie-2017, 2038 nucleotides. RefSeq names its product AUGMIN subunit 2-like. The record is from RefSeq and is a predicted model, not a curated record. NCBI's taxonomy places the organism in Eukaryota, Metazoa, Cnidaria, Anthozoa, Malacalcyonacea, Xeniidae. The coding region runs from base 560 to 1267 and encodes 235 amino acids. The transcript is spliced from 6 exons. Gene Ontology annotation, cellular component: centrosome; mitotic spindle microtubule; HAUS complex. Gene Ontology annotation, biological process: centrosome cycle; spindle assembly; microtubule nucleation.